Molecule: messenger RNA, 1466 nt
Organism: Phaedon cochleariae (mustard beetle)
Lineage: Eukaryota; Metazoa; Arthropoda; Insecta; Coleoptera; Chrysomelidae
Source: the annotation of a GenBank genome assembly
UUCGAUAAGCAGAUAUUUCACCAACUCAUUUUCAUCAGUCAGGCCAAACACAUCUAUCUAUACAUUCAUCUUGAUAGUGGUUGAUUAUGUGAAGUAAAUACCUAUAUAGUAUACAAAAGUUAUCAAGUGGGAAUUAUUUCAUUUUUUGGGUUCUCGAAGUACCUCCUAGUUCAGUUCUGGAAUCAUGGCAGCCAAAAUAUCAUUAGAAAUGAUCGGUGGCAAAAAAAUACCAACCCUAGGUUUGGGAACUUGGAUGGCAACUGACGAAACAGAGUUGGAAAAAGCGUUGGAGGCAGCUCUAGAAGCUGGCUAUCGACACAUCGAUACAGCUUUCGCUUACUCCAACGAAGCCAUCAUCGGCAGAGUACUGAACCAAUGGAUCUCUGCCGGUAGAGUCAGAAGAGAGGAGCUUUUCAUCACCACGAAGCUGCCAUCCUGCGGAGUUCACGAAGAUAGAGUGGAGAUGUUCAUGAAGAAGUCGCUGGAAAAUCUGAAGCUGGACUACGUCGAUUUGUAUCUGAUCCAUUUUCCAAUUGGCACUAAUUAUGUGGAAGGAUAUAUUUCGCCUCCAGCUGAUCAGCUGAAAUUGGAGCCGUCAAAUCACGUUGAAAUAUGGAAGAAAAUGGAAGAACAGGUCGAAGCCGGAAGAACCAGGGCUAUAGGUUUAUCCAAUUUCAACCAGAGGCAAGUCGACAGGAUAGUGAAGUCAUCCAGAAUCAAGCCUGCUAGUUUACAAAUCGAAUUGCAUGUGUUUCUGCAACAGCGGGAACUGGUGCGUUUCUGUCAGCAGAAUGGAAUUGUUGUGGUUGCCUACUCUCCAUUGGGAAGUCCUGGUUUGAAUGUGUUCAUAAAAAAAUCGGGACUUAAAGAAAAAAAACUACCCAAUUUGCUGCAGAAUCCAGUCGUAGGGAAAAUUGCUGAAAAACACGGAAAAUCCAACGGACAAGUGCUGCUACGAUUCCUCGUGCAACAGGACAUUGUUGCCAUACCAAAAAGUGUGAGCCCUUCUAGAAUAAAAGAGAAUAUCGAUAUCUACGAUUUCAGUCUCGAUUCUGAUGAUAUGACUAGUCUUCAUGGCCUUGACAUUGGUGAACGUAUCUUGGACAUGAAAUCCAGACCAUUGUUGCAUGCACAUCCCGAAUGGCCGUUUGGAGAAUAAUUGCAUAUAUUUGAGAAACAUACUCCAUAGACAUAGAAUGAUUUUGCUCGAAAAUAUUGUAUAUUCUAUGAGGUUUCAGAAGUUUUCAGGAGGAAUAUAUUUCAAAUUGAAUAAAAAUUAAUGAACAAUUUCCUACUCAAGAACCUUUUAUUUGUCCUUAUUGUGAAACAAUGACAUGCCUCAGAAAGGUGAAAAUGAGAUAUUUUACUUCGAAUGUUUGAAAUAAUAUAUAAAAUCUAGUAAAAACUUGAAUGGUUUUGGUUUUAUUAAGGUCAAUGCUUCAUGCCCUAUGCGAAUAUAGUUAACA